Molecule: messenger RNA, 2333 nt
Organism: Phasianus colchicus (ring-necked pheasant)
Lineage: Eukaryota; Metazoa; Chordata; Aves; Galliformes; Phasianidae
Gene: STX3
Product: syntaxin 3
Biological process (GO): vesicle fusion; exocytic insertion of neurotransmitter receptor to postsynaptic membrane; intracellular protein transport
Cellular component (GO): plasma membrane; postsynapse; SNARE complex
Molecular function (GO): SNAP receptor activity; SNARE binding
Source: RefSeq, a predicted model, not a curated record
UUUCCCUCUAGUCGCGACCCCCAACCUGUGUCCCACCACCCGAGUCCCCUGCCCGUGGACACGUCCCCCAGCCCACGCCCCUCAACCGUGUGCCCUAACUAUGGCCAAGUCUGCCUCGUGUCCCCUAGCCAUGGCCACAACCCCAGUCCGUGUCCCCUGUUAGCCACAUCUCCAACCUGUGUCCCACCAUUUGUUCCUCCCAUCCGUGGCUCUGUCCCCCAAAUCACGUCCCCUACCCUUAGCCACAUCCCCAACUUGCAUCCCACCACCCGUGGCCACGUCCCCAUUUCAUAUCCCAACACCCCUAUCCCCCAUCCGUGGCCCUGCCCUCCAACCCAUAUCCCACCACUCAUAUCCCCUAUCCAUGGCCGUGUCCACCUGUCCACCACCACCUCCUGUCCCCCAUCUGGUGCUAGGGUCACCCGUAAGCUGUGGAGACACUCGUGUCACUGGCACCUUCGCCACCGCCCCCCCCCCUUCGGGUGUCUGGAGCACACGUGGCGGGUGCGGCAGCCCCGCCUCAGCCUUGCUCUCACUGAGUGCCCAUCAGUGGGGAUUAGCGGGGCUGAUGUAGGACGGCAGCAGGCGGGCGGCGAGUCCUGGCAGCCCAGCACCAUGCGGGACCGGCUGGAGCAACUCCGGGCGAAGCAGGAUGCUGAUGAUGACACCGAUGAGAUGGAAAUCGCCAUCGACAACACAGCCUUCAUGGACGAAUUCUUCGCUGAGAUUGAGGAGACCAGGCAGAACAUCGACAAGAUUUCAGAGAACGUGGAGGAAGCCAAGAAGCUCUACAGUGUCAUCCUCUCAGCCCCCAUCCCUGAACAGAAGACCAAAGAUGAAUUGGAGCAGCUCACAGCUGACAUCAAGAAGAUGGCCAACAGCGUGCGCAACAAGCUGAAGAGCAUGGAGAGGAACAUUGAGCAGGAUGAGGCCCGCUCCUCUGCCGACCUGCGCAUACGCAAGUCCCAGCACUCAGUCCUGUCCCGCAAGUUCGUUGAUGUGAUGACCAAGUACAACGAGGCGCAGGUUGACUUCCGAGAGCGCAGCAAAGGCCGGAUCCAGCGGCAGCUAGAGAUCACUGGCAAGAACACGACGGACGAGGAGCUGGAGGAGAUGCUGGAGAGUGGGAACCCCGCCAUCUUCACCUCAGGGAUCAUGGACUCGCAGAUCUCAAAGCAGGCACUGAGUGAAAUCGAGGGGCGGCACAAGGACAUCGUGCGGCUGGAGAGCAGCAUCAAGGAGCUGCACGACAUGUUUGUCGACAUCGCCAUGCUAGUGGAGAACCAGGGAGCCAUGAUCGACCGCAUAGAGAACAACAUGGACCAGUCUGUCGGCUUCGUGGAGCGAGCUGUGGCUGACACCAAAAAGGCCGUCAAGUACCAAAGCGAAGCCAGGAGGAAGAAGAUCAUGAUCAUGAUUUGCUGCAUUAUCCUUGUCAUCAUCUUGGCUUCCAGCAUCGGUAGCAUCUUUGCCUGACACCUCAGCCACUCCCCACAGGUGGCCUUUCCCCAUCCUGUUUGGUGAUCCUGCCCGUGGCCCUGGGACCCACCUGCCAAGCCUUGAGGACGUCACCCCGAGGUCCCUCCUCACCCACUGUCCUCACACCAGGGUCCCACAGCUCCCUCCUCACCAGCAGAGAGCCAGCCACAGCCAGGGCUCUGCCUUGCCUGGUGGUGAAAGCAGCUCACCCCUCACUCAGAGCUCGCGUGCAGCCAUUCUUCCACAGAGCUGCUGUCCAGAUGUGCCGACACCCGCACCACAGACCUCCUCCCCAAUAAAGAGAUGACUCACACUCUGCCCCAUGGUGCUGUGUCAGCGAGUUGUAUCACCCACCUCCGCGUCCCAUCCCCACAUCUGAGCCUCCACAACCCACAGUAAUCACACCCAAAGAAAGGUAAUGAAGCUGGCGAGGGGUCUGAAGCACAAGUCUUAUGGGGAGUGGCUGAGGGAGCUGGGAUUGUUCAGUCUGGAGAAGAGGAAGCCGAGGGAAAGUAUUAUUGUUCUCUGCCACUCCCUGAAAUGAGGUAAAGUUGGUCUCUUCUCCCAUGUAAGGAGUGAAAGGAUGAGAGGUAAUGACCUCAAACUGUGCCAGGGGAGGUUCAGGCUAAAUAUUAGGAAAAACCUCUUCUCUAAAAGAAUGGUCAGACAUUGGAACGGGAUGCGCAGGGGGUGGUGGAGUCACCACCCCUGGAGGUGCUGAAGAAACGUAGAUAUGUGGCAUGAGGGAUCAUGACGUAGUGGGCGAUACUGAAUCACAGAAUCACCAAGGCUGGAAGAAAACUCCAAGAUCAUUGAGCCCAUACACCAAUAUUUCCCCACUCAAGCAGGUCCCC